CCGGUUGUACUAAAUCGACUGGACAGGAAUUGUCGCAACUUCGGCGGUUCACGAAAAAACUCGGCUUUCGAAGGGAAUAACAAUCUCGGGAACAAGCAUCAUUGUUAUGGCUUGAACAGACGACAAUCUAAAAAGAUCACAAAUUGAUCAAUCAUACCAUCAGUCAAACAGUUAACUGUAUUAUUGCGACGAGACUGUUUGGUCUGGUUUAGUUUUUGCAAUUUCGCAUCUCAUAUUAUUAAUUCGCGGGGUCAUCCAAACGGAACCCCCCGGAGGCUAAGGCCGUGCACGGAGCCCCGAUCUCGGAAACCAUCGGCCCCGGAUCGAUAUUUCGCCGCCCGUCAUGGGAUUACUUGCACUUGGAACGGCCCUGGAGUGGCCUGAAGCCAAAAAGCAUGCUGAUAAAGUGCGCGAAUGGGGUAUCAAGCAAUUGUUGGAAAUAUGGAACAAGGCAAAGCAUAAGGAGCGAGAUGCCUUGCUCUGGGGUGACGAGGUUGAAUAUCUCGUCGUGGUAUUUGAUAAAGAUGACCCGAACGUAAAGCUGUCCUUGAGGCAAGCUGAGAUCCUUGAAGCCUUGGCUGCAUCUCCAGACUUGUCGGCUAAGGGAGGAUGUGUUCCUGCUCUUCAGGAUACGAGCGCCACUGAAGAGAGCGAGGAGCCGUUGCCAGUGUUCCACCCUGAAUUUGGGAGAUUCAUGCUCGAGGCUACUCCCGGGAAGCCAUGGGGCAUAGGCUUCAAGGAACUCCUGGAGGUAGAGCCCAACAUGAAGCUGAGGCGGACUAUUGCGAAGCAGCACAUGCGGGCCGACGAAUACCCCAUCACGCUCACCACAUACCCACGUAUCGGAUGCCCCGAAAAGUUUACUGACCCAUAUUAUCCGCCAUCUGGUCCUAAGCUGCGGUCCCAAUUCGUGCCGGACGAGAUAGCAAAUCCGCAUAUCCGCUUCCCAACCCUCGCGGCAAACAUCAGAUCACGCCGAGGUCGGAAGGUGCAGGUCAACGUUCCCGUCUUUCGCGACGAGAAGACUCCGUGGCCGUGGAGUGACCCAACAGUUAACCGCGACAUGCACAACUGGCCAGAAGAUGAGGAUGUGCGGAGCGGCGGUGCUGCUCCGGAAAACUUUAUCCACAUGGACGCCAUGGCUUUCGGCAUGGGCAGCUGCUGUCUACAAAUCACGUUCCAAGCCAAGAAUAUCAUCGAGGGCAGAACCAUGUACGAUCAGCUCAGCCCUCUGGGACCCAUCCUCCUGGCCUUGACUGCCGCCACACCCAUCUACAAGGGGUUUUUGGCCGACACGGAUGUACGCUGGAACCAAAUCAGCCGCGCCGUCGAUUGCCGUACCAAGGAGGAGAUGGGCGAGGAGCCCCUGAAAAACGACAGGUGGAGAAUACCCAAAUCCCGUUAUGCAUCCAACUCAACCUACAUCUCUACGGACCACCGCCUCCGCCCAGAGUACAUGGACCCCAACCUCGUCAUUGACGAGGAUAUUAAGGCGAAGCUCGUCGAGGGCGGAAUGGACGAUCUCCUGGCAACGCACUUUGCCCACCUCUUCAUCCGCGACCCCAUCGUCAUCUUCGCCGAGGACCUCGAGCGGUUGGACCUCGACAAGACGGACCACUUUGAGAACCUGCAGUCGACCAACUGGCAGCACAUGCGCUUCAAGCCGCCGCCCGCCGACAACAACAUCGGCUGGCGGGUCGAGUUCCGCCCCAUGGAGAUCCAAGUGACCGACUUUGAGAACGCCGCUUUCUCCGUCUUUAUAGUGCUCGUCACUCGCGCUAUCCUGUCCUUCAAUCUCAACUUCUACAUACCCAUCCAGCGCGUCGACGAGAACAUGGAAACUGCCCACGCCCGCGACGCCGUCCUGGAGAAGAAGUUCUGGUUCAGAAGGAACCUGUUCCCGACCCGCAGCCCCCGCGGCAACGGGAGCGCCUCGGGCACAGCCACGCCCUUCAGUCGCAGCCCGACGCCCGUCGGCCCCGUCGACGACGAGUACCGCCUCAUGACCAUCAACGAGAUCAUUAACGGCACGGCUGCCGCGGCGGGUAACAGUAACGACGACCACGACGACGCCAACGACGACGAUCACUUCCCCGGCCUGAUCCCCAUCGUCGAGAGCUACCUGGACUCGAUCAACGUCGACGUCGAGACGCGCUGCCACCUGGCCACGUAUCUCGACCUCAUCCGGCGCCGCGCCUCGGGCGAGCUGUGCACCGCCGCCCGCUGGAUCAGGGACUUUGUCGCCGCCCACCCCAAGUACGAAAAGGACAGCGUCGUCGGCCCCGAGAUCAACCACGACCUCGUCCAGGCCGUCAUCGCCAUCGGCGAGAAGGAGUGCGCUGGCAAGGGGUUCAAGGGCAUCGACGUGUUUGGGUUCGACAAGCUACUCGGCAACUUCAGGGGCGGCUGCGGCGGUCCGCAGUCGUCAUAGUCAAGGAGGGUGGCACUUACUAAGGCGAGGGUUGCAUUUUGCUGACUCUAGCGGGAGAACUAUCGCAUGGGGCGGCUUAUACGUAUAAUCUGAUAGGGUGAUGGGCUAGGAUGUAAAAAGAUGGAGGAGGCUAUAGACGACGUUAUUCUUACGCAAUCUGUGAUGGCGCGAGAAUCACUGACGGUCUCGGAAAUAAACAGAAUACAGAGAGUG
Molecule: messenger RNA, 2644 nt
Organism: Pyricularia grisea
Lineage: Eukaryota; Fungi; Ascomycota; Sordariomycetes; Magnaporthales; Pyriculariaceae
Exons: 6
Coding region: 344-2431 (695 amino acids)
Biological process (GO): glutathione biosynthetic process
Cellular component (GO): glutamate-cysteine ligase complex
Molecular function (GO): glutamate-cysteine ligase activity
Source: RefSeq, a predicted model, not a curated record